Alternaria alternata is the source of this 444-nucleotide messenger RNA. RefSeq lists its product as hypothetical. Lineage: Eukaryota; Fungi; Ascomycota; Dothideomycetes; Pleosporales; Pleosporaceae. The record is from RefSeq and is a predicted model, not a curated record. The annotation marks the transcript as partial. The transcript has a single exon.
CUCGUCGCCAAGCAGCCGCCCAAGACGUUCAGAGUCUACUACACCACAGUGUACAAAAGCCUCUUCACCAACCACGUUGCAACCGACCCCGCACAUCCCCUCUACGAGACGCAGCGCCGCAGACAAGCCGAGAAGAAGAAGGAGGGACUAUGGUGGCAUGCCACAGCGGGCGCUGACUCGGCCAAGUCUAGUUGUAUAAGAACAUGGGCUAGACGGCGGCUACGCAAUGCUGUAGUCGACGAACUCAAGGCCCGCGGAUACGACGAGACUGGCAAGUUCGCCAAACCCAAGGAUGUGCCGCAACGGGCAGAUUUGAUGGCCAGGGUAGGCGCAGGUCGGACACUAGAUCUGAAGGGAAGCUUGAGAUUACAUGUACAACCCCCUCUGAUCCCUGCCAAAUACCUAGACAUACGUGCAGAGGCUGGGGCUCUCAUUGAUGCUCUC